Messenger RNA from Knipowitschia caucasica, 1254 nucleotides. NCBI's taxonomy places the organism in Eukaryota, Metazoa, Chordata, Actinopteri, Gobiiformes, Gobiidae. The record is from the annotation of a GenBank genome assembly.
AUGUUGGGAUACGUGUUGGUUGGCAGUCGGCCCAUCCGUCCUCCGGCUCCUGCGUCUCUCGGAGGUGACGAUGACGGAGAUGGAUCCACGCUCCACACACCCUCCACAGCCCUGGGAAAGACCACAGCAAAGGAGCUGUCUGGGUGGAACUUUGGAGCCAAGGACUUUGGAGCGAGCGACGUUGGAGAGAAGGACAUUGGAGAGAAGGACAUUGGAGUGAAUGACAUUGGAGUGAAGGACAUUGGAGUGAAGGACAUUGGAGUGAAGGACAUUGGAGUGAAGGACAUUGGAGUGAAGGACAUUGGAGUGAAGGACAUUGGAGUGAAGGACAUUGGAGUGAAGGACAUUGGAGUGAAGGACAUUGGAGUGAAGGACAUUGGAGUGAAGGACAUUGGAGUGAAGGACUUUGGAGUGAAGGACAUUGGAGUGAAGGACAUUGGAGUGAAGGACAUUGGAGAGAAGGACUUUGGAGAGAAGGACAUUGGAGUGAAGGACAUUGGAGAGAAGGACAUUGGAGUGAAGGACAUUGGAGAGAAGGACUUUGGAGAGAAGGACAUUGGAGUGAAGGACAUUGGAGAGAAGGACUUUGGAGAGAAGGACAUUGGAGUGAAGGACAUUGGAGAGAAGGACUUUGGAGAGAAUGACAUUGGAGUGAAUGACAUUGGAGUGAAGGACAUUGGAGUGAAGGACAUUGGAGAGAAGGACAUUGGAGUGAAGGACAUUGGAGUGAAGGACAUUGGAGAGAAGGACUUUGGAGAGAAGGACAUUGGAGAGAAUGACAUUGGAGUGAAGGACAUUGGAGAGAAGGACUUUGGAGAGAAGGACAUUGGAGUGAAGGACAUUGGAGAGAAGGACUUUGGAGAGAAUGACAUUGGAGUGAAGGACAUUGGAGAGAAGGACUUUGGAGAGAAUGACAUUGGAGUGAAUGACAUUGGAGUGAAGGACAUUGGAGUGAAGGACAUUGGAGAGAAGGACAUUGGAGUGAAGGACAUUGGAGUGAAGGACAUUGGAGAGAAGGACUUUGGAGAGAAGGACAUUGGAGAGAAUGACAUUGGAGUGAAGGACAUUGGAGAGAAGGACUUUGGAGAGAAGGACAUUGGAGUGAAGGACAUUGGAGAGAAGGACUUUGGAGAGAAUGACAUUGGAGUGAAGGACAUUGGAGAGAAGGACUUUGGAGAGAAGGACGUUGGAGAGAAGGACGUUGGAGAGAAGGACUUUGGAGAGAAGGACAUUGGAGUGAAAGACUGGACAUGA